Drosophila melanogaster (fruit fly) is the source of this 4712-nucleotide messenger RNA. RefSeq lists its product as uncharacterized. NCBI's taxonomy places the organism in Eukaryota, Metazoa, Arthropoda, Insecta, Diptera, Drosophilidae. The record is from RefSeq and is marked reviewed. Bases 518 to 1630 code for a protein of 370 amino acids. The transcript is spliced from 7 exons.
UCAGUCGCCAGCAGGACAUCGAGCAGUGCAAGUCGCGUGGUCGCGCUUUUCCGAUAACUCGCCUGUGGUUGUUGCUCGUGUGACUCUGACUCUGACUGCUGCUGCUGCUGCUGCUGCAGUGGCACGUGAAGUUCUGUGUGGACUGCCUAAAGUUUCGAUUCGUCGUCGCCUGCGUGUCCUUGCCGCAUCCUUAGCCUUGCUCACGGUCGCCCGCCCGAGAGCCAAUUGAAUGCAGUUGCCGUGGUGUGCUGUGGAUGUUAGAAGGGAAUAGAAGCCAGCAUAACCCCGAGACAUUUGCAAUCCGUGCAUUAGCAUUAGCAUAAAGUGCCUGCCUGAUAUAUUGACGCACAAUCGCCGGAUAACGAGAAAUGCCAUAAGCCCCGGAAAAGCAGCAAGCCAACAAACCAGCAACCAAGGCUGCAGGUGCACCAGCGCCAGUAGCAGCGGAAGUGCGCCUGCCAGACGACAAAAAGAAAAUGCAUUUAGUUUUCCAGUAAAGUGAAACGCAGCAGCAGAGAUGAGCGAACGGGGCAGCGGGGGAGCGGUGACGGGGGGUCGGCAUGCUCGCGUUAGUCCAACGCCAGGACGUGGCAGCAAGAUUGCGUAUACGCCGUGUCCGCGCUCCGAACCGCCGCAGGAUCUGGCGCUUGCCGUUCCGCCGCCGCCGCGCAAUUGCCUGGCCAUCCCGAUGUCCUCACUGCAAACGGCCAAUGGACCCGGCACAAAAGUGAACUUUGGUGGCGGCGCCAACUCGGGAGUCACACGAGCGGAACCAAUCUCAUUGGCCACCCUGGAUCGCGACUGCUUCAUCAUUCCCGUGCACAGUGUGGACCGCUUCCUGCCAGCUGGCAUUCCUCUGCCCGCCUUAAGUGCCGAUGGUAAGGCCACAAGCCCUCUAAGUGUCUUGGAAGUCUCCGAUCCGAAGCUGUGCAUUCUGGUGCAUUUGAUGAGUCCCCUGGAGGCCAUCGAUCCGGUAAUGGAGUCGCCACUAGCGCAUCCGCUGCUCAAGCAGCGCUCCAUUGCCGCCGAAUUGGUGACCGAAGUGCAGCAGGCCAACACGGCAGUGGGCGGAAUGCUGCUGGCCAACAUGGAGAAGAGCUCUGAGUUCCCCUUCAUCUCGUACUACCUGAUCAAUACGCUGCAAACGGAUCCUUCCAGCUUCUAUGCUGGCCUGCGCGUCUCCUCGCUGUCCAAGUUUGAGCCAAAGGCCCUCAAAUACACUGCCGCCCACACACUGGAUCUGUAUAGCGAGGUGGCUGCCAUUUGCCGGCCGCCGUUGGUUUUGCCCUCCAACGAGGUGGGCAGCUUCAAGAAGUCGCAGACCGCGGCCACCGGCUACAUUAUUAGCGUGUUCAAGGUUUUCGAGGGCGACGAUGGCGAACGAUUCGAAAAGAACUGGCUCUACUGGACCGGAGCACGGAUGUUGUACAGGUACCUGCCACGUGCCGCGGGCCUGAGGCGCAUCGCCCUGCACAAGAGCACCUCGCAGAAGGGCGACAAGAUGUAUCUGCUGGUUUGCGAGUGCGCCGAGCUGCUGAAGGACAUCUCGCUGGCCGCCUUCCUGAUUCCGGCGCUGCGAGCUCGGCUGUGCGGAUACACCGGACUCUAUCGACCAAUACAGGCCUUCUAGUCCAGAGCGCUGGAGUCGCGUAUUUUUCUAUUUGUAUCUGUAUAUAUAGUGGAUCUGGAGUAUGGAGUAGUAGUCUAUGGAUAAACUAAUGCGAAACAAACACUUGAAUGUGAAGGAAACUGCACCUGUUACGUGAUUCUAAUUCGAUAUUAACUAGGCCUAUACAAAUUUUUCAAAUCUCUCUAGUAAAAGUCGGCAAUAUCAGCGCUGCGAAAGUGCAGGGGGUUAAUGUGCUGGUUAACCCUCGAUUAGGCAUCUAACUUAAGUAGUAGACAAUAUACUCAAGGUAACUUCAUAUCGUGUGCUAGAUUUUUCUAUAAAUCAUAUAGAGGCCAGCCCAAUUAAUAGGACCAUAUCUAGUGUGAGUUGGUAGCAAAGAACUUCCAUUUUAGCCACAGUGGGAACUAUAUAUGUAUACCGAUAUAUCAUAGUAGUAAUUCACAUAUUUGAACGCUGAAUUUUGCGCUGAAAUGUAGGCUAUGAAAUCUGCAAACCAAAAGUCAAUUCUUAGCAUUAAAAACCUAAAUGAUUGUCAAGCUGGGGAAUGAAUUUAAUUGAAAGGGUUUCAUCAGAGGGAUGGGGGAUAUAGCUAACUUUGCCCAAAUCUAACAGAAAUCUGCCAAAGAUAUAAGCAAAUCUAAACUCAAUUUGAAUCAAACAAUUGUUUAAAAUUGCAUAUUUUAUAUAUCUAAGCAAAUGAUUAAGCCAAAUACGAUUUUCAAUCAAAACAUUGACUAAUUAUUGCUUGGCUACAGCUUGCCACUUACAUUUAUAACAAUUGUAAAUAGUUUGAUGAAUUUUUAAGGCACUUGCUCCGAAUACACAAAAAACGCCAGAUUCCUGGCCUAUACAUAUUUGAGAACUAUAUAAUUUUGCACAAUAACAACAGAAUCAAAAAGUGCUGUGAUAAUUAAACUAAAGCAGAGCAGAGCCGCCAAUGCAAAGAAAAUAAAAGUAAUGAAAACCAAUGAAUAGGGAUAAUCCCAGCCAUAGAACAUACAAUAAUUUCACCCAGUCAAAGACAAUAUCAUUUAGCUACCAUUGAAUAUUCACUGGUCUGUGUGUGUUUUUUUUUUUUUUGAAAACAAAUCCAAUUAAUUAGAUUACCUAAAAACAGAUAACUCUCAAUGCUUAUGCUAAGCCUAAAGCCUAAGAAUAUAUUAAUUACCAAUUGCAUUAAUAAUAAAGCGUAACACUAAAAUACACUAGAGUAGUCCUUUAGCCAAAGAUAUUGUCGAACAAGUAUCCGCCACGUGGGCUCUUAAAGUCCGCCUCGCGUUUUCGAUGGAUUAUGUAGGCCUCGAACUUCUGCGUCUGCAAUGGACCCCAAUUGGCAGUGGGUUGCAUGGCCAGUCCGAAUUUCUGUUGAACAUUACACACAUGUAGUAUUUAUAUUUUCAAAAAUAUAUAACCCAUUUACUCACACUGCCAAAAGUCUUUCCUGGCUGCUGGUAAAUCGUCACCAAAGCCCAGAAGGGCAACUGCAGCACACCCAGUCCCCAGAUAAUCCAUCCAGCCAUAUAGUAGACCGGCGGAUACUGAACACCUCGGUACGUCAGAGGUUCGUAGCUGAAGAGCAUAUAGACGAGGACCAGGAACAUCAGACCAGGUGCCACAAUGGCCCAGCAGAUGCGCCAAUAGAAGCUGGUCUUCACAUUCAGCAUGAACUCAAUGUCGCUGCAGAUGCGCUUCACACCAUAAAUCCAGCCCACUGCCAACAAUUCUGCAAUGGCCAAGACCAGGGCUAUAAAAGUGCAGCCAUAAAAGUCGACGAGAUUCAGUACGAACUGUCCGCCCGGAGUCAUGUACACCAGGCCACAGAGGAAUCCAAUUAUCGAAGCACUCACGGCCAGCAGCCAGUGGGGCAAAUGGGUGAAUCGAUCCUUAACCACAUUCACCACAGCCGAAGCCAUUCCAAUAUUCGAUCCAAUGCCCAGGACCAGGAGCAUGAAGAAGAACAGAACGGCGAACAGUUGGGGAAGGUACUUGAAUUUGGCAAUGGCCUCUGGAUAGGAAAUGAACGCUAGACCAGCUCCACCUUUGACAACCUGCGAAAUAUCCUUGGUGUUGGUCUCAAAGGCCAGGUUGCCCAGAAUUCCAAAGAUGAUGCAACCAGCCAGAAUGGAUGUAAGCGAGUCUAUAGUGGUGAUUAUUAUCACAUCUCUGGAAAGGAAUGACACAUAAAGAUGAUCUGAAACCAAAGAGGUUACUCAACUUACUUGUGCACAUUCUUGUUGAAAUCAUUGAAGGAGGCGUACAUGACCAGCGUUCCGAAGCAGAUGGCCAGCGAGAAGAACAUCUGUGUGAUGGCCGCGUACCACACGUGCGGAUUGAGCAGCUGGGACCAUUGGGGCUUCAGGAAGUACACAAUUCCCUGCCAGGCACCUGGUAAAGUGACCGCCCGAAUGAGCAGUACGAUCAUGAUCACAUAGGGAAACAGGGCCAGGAAAUAGGAAGCUUUCCCAGAACUGCGAAUGCCCUUUGACAAAAUCGUGCCGAUGAUCACCCAAGUGGCCAGGAGACACAAGACCAGAUCCCAACUGGGAGUACCCAGGCCAUUAUCGUCCAGCGAUUCGGGCUCCCUCAGAACUGUUUGCCUGUAUUCAGUAGGUAGGUUAACUAAGGAUUCUAUAUUCCGAAACGAUCAAACAACACACUCACGUGAAAAACAGCUCGGCGGAGGAAACCCCCUGCACAAUGGAUGAGUCAUUGGCAGCUGUGGCUCCCGUCGCCACGCAACUUUUGCCCCAUUCCACGAGGCAAUAUGUCCAGGGCAGGACUUCACUGAAACUAGCCACCAAAUAUCUGAUGGUCAAGGCCAUAAUGCAGGCGUAGUAGGUGGUGGCCAAGGCGGUGGAAUACACCUGACCAUAGGCAAUACCUAAACGAAAUAAAGAAAUUGCAACCAUGUUGGGAAUGUGCUCCAUUCAACUCACUCACCCCUCAUUAUAGGUGCCAUAUCGAAGGCUCUGAUGCAACCACGGCUCGAGAACUGACCAAUGAUGACCUCCAGAUAGUAAACCGGUCUGCCAAUCAGCAGGAGCACAAUCACGUAGGGUAUGAGAAAGGCGCCACCGCCAUU